AACUUGACAGAACGAACGGGAAACGUUUGCUCGUUUCGUCCUCCCGCAUCUGCGUUUAUCCAGCAGCCUUCGACUUUGAAUAUUAGUUCAUCACGAUUUCAUCAUUAGCUGGAAAUACGACAAACUCUUACUAGUAUGACACAUAGCUACUAGUCAUGUGAGGAUUUACAAAAAGUGUGAAAUUACAGUAUUGACGCUCGGUGUUGAUUUCCGUAACAGUUUAAACAUGUCGGAACCGAGAGUAAAGCGAAUAAAAACUUGCCUUCCUCUCUGUAAAACGCAUAUAUCUUCUGUUGGGAGUCUGGCGAGGCAAAACUUCCCGACUGUUGUGGAGGAAAGUCUGUGUGGAGUGUCCACUUUGCUUAUAGACGUCUCUUACAGACUGGAAGCGCUGGCCCAGAUCUUUGAGCAGAGUGAUCUGGCUUUACCCAGAGUGGCUGCGUAUUUUCACCAGGAGUCAGUGAAGGAACUAGAGCGGGCCGAGGCAAUGCAGCAGUAUCUGACCCAGCGGGGAGGAAAAUACUGCAGUAAGAACAUCCAGAGGCCAGGCACUGAAGAGGUGUGUGCCGUCCUCCCUGCUCUGGAGCUCAUGCUUACCCAGUGGAAGGAGGAGAUGAGUGUUAUGGUGGAGCUGAAUCAGCUGGCACAUGAGUACGGAGAUCCACACACCGCCAGCGUAAUCAAGAGUCAGUUCAUUCAGCCCCUCGUCCCAAAGGUCAAACUCAUCAGUGACCUCUUGACCAGCGCUCGCAGAGUGGGCUGCACCGGUGACAGCACGGGUGGCUUUGGGGAGUACCUCAUUGACCGCCUACAAGACACAGUGACAAUCACUUAGGCUUCCUCUUCGCUAUCAUUUAAGAACCAUGAAUGCACUGUAAAAAGUGAUUAUUCAAAGUAUUAAAUAAAGCAAAUAUUAUUCUAACUGUUUCAACUUCAUAAUCUAAUCUCUAUUUAAUAAUUACAUGUUUAAUUCAAUGUGUUACUCGCCAUUUCUUUGUAAUUUUUUGUGUAUAUCUACUAGCCUGAAGAUGUUUUAAAGGGAAUCCUACAGC
Messenger RNA from Carassius carassius (crucian carp), 1052 nucleotides. RefSeq names its product Ferritin light chain, oocyte isoform-like. Lineage: Eukaryota; Metazoa; Chordata; Actinopteri; Cypriniformes; Cyprinidae. The transcript has 4 exons. The record is from RefSeq and is a predicted model, not a curated record. Bases 227 to 835 code for a protein of 202 amino acids. Gene Ontology annotation, cellular component: cytoplasm. Gene Ontology annotation, biological process: iron ion transport; intracellular iron ion homeostasis. Gene Ontology annotation, molecular function: ferric iron binding; ferrous iron binding.